AAAUCGCGCUCUUGACUGAAGUCCAUCCACACACCACAUAACAUCCUCUUUAAGAUGGCCACUCAGGGCAAGAACGUGGACUUCAGCGUUUUGGAGUUCGACAACUACAAUGAUUAUAUCACAUCGUUCGCCACCGUUAAGGACUACAGAUAUCUGAGCAAUCAGAACACUAUCAAGACCAUCGUCCAGCUGGGCUACCGCACUACAAAGAUCCCCUAUACCGCAGAGGAAUAUGUAAAGAGAGUUGACAUAGCCUUGGAGGCUAUCAGGCCAAAGACAGCCCACGUGGGUUUGUUUAGCGAUCUUAUGGCGCCAACAAACCAAGACCCAGUACUUCUGGAAUUUAAGUCCCGCGAGCUGCUCAACUUGAACAAGAUUCUUUCGACCAUCGUCUUUACCUCUUACAUCCAUGCCGACGGUUCGGAGAUCUCCGGCUACAUUGACCUAGACAUGAGCUGGCGCAACUGCUACCGCGAGGCCAUGAAGCACACCGACUGGCGGGGAGUUUUUACAGGUCGAUCGCGACUGAAGCCCAUGCCCCACCACCUUAGCUACUCGAACCCUCGCUAUAACGUUGUCAAGUACACCGACAGCGAUAACUACCAGGUGAUGCACGAUCACCACUAUGGACUGAUGUUCAUGCACCGGGGCGAUCACAAAAUGAUUUCGGUGGGCGGCCAAUUCAACAUGUACUCGAGAAACGCCAAGCGUUCGAUGGUUUACUCUCCCAAGUUCGGAUAUGUUGUCUUCUACGAUCACUUUGUGCGCAAGAAGGUCUAGUUUUUUGGGAUAUAGGUCAAAUAAGUCCAUAUCAAAAUUAUGUCGGUGAUGUGAUCAUUAAAGUGUAAUAGGAUUUUAA
Molecule: messenger RNA, 859 nt
Organism: Drosophila takahashii
Lineage: Eukaryota; Metazoa; Arthropoda; Insecta; Diptera; Drosophilidae
Product: cilia- and flagella-associated protein 299
Source: RefSeq, a predicted model, not a curated record